Molecule: messenger RNA, 1044 nt
Organism: Knipowitschia caucasica
Lineage: Eukaryota; Metazoa; Chordata; Actinopteri; Gobiiformes; Gobiidae
Source: the annotation of a GenBank genome assembly
AUGUGUGUACCCCUGCCGUACGUGUGUGUACCCCUGCCGUACAUGUGUGUACCCCUGCCGUACGUGUGUGUACCCCUGCCGUACAUGUGUGUACCCCUGCCGUACAUGUGUGUACCCCUGCCGUACAUGUGUGUACCCCUGCCGUACAUGUGUGUACCCCUGCCGUACAUGUGUGUACCCCUGCCGUACAUGUGUGUACCCCUGCCGUACAUGUGUGUACCCCUGCCGUACGUGUGUGUACCCCUGCCCCACGACUCCGUGAAGCUGAUCAAGUUCGCGGACGACACCACCCUCAUUGGACUCAUCUCCAACAACGAUGAGUCCGCCUACAGGAGGGAGGUGGACCGGCUGGUGUCCUGGUGCAGUGGUAACAACCUGGAGCUGAACGCCCAGAAGACAGUGGAGAUGAUUGUGGACUUCAGGAAGAGCACUGUCCCCCCGCCCCCACCCUCCGUGAUGGACUCCCCCAUCACCUCUGUGGAGUCCUUCCGUUUCCUGGGCACCACCAUCACCCAGGACCUCAAGUGGGAGCCGACCAUCAGCUCUCUCAUCAAGAAGGCCCAGCAGAGGAUGUACUUCCUGCGGCAGCUCAGGAAAGCCAAGCUGCCUGCACAGAUGUUGGUGCAGUUCUACACGGCCAUCAUCGAGUCCAUCCUCACCUCCUCCAUCACCGUGUGGUUCGCUGGAGCCACAGUCAGGGACAAACAGAGACUACAGCGCAUUGUGCGCUCUGCAGAGGAAGUGAUCGGCCGCAGCCUUCCAUCGCUGCAGGACCUUGUUUACAACUCCCCACCGCUAACGGCCUUCAGCGCUUGUGCAUACGAUAAGACAUUUCCCAGUAGCGCCCGGGUAAGUAGGGCCCUCGCCGCGCCUCCGUUCCUGCUGCUCGUUCUUCAUGUGGAGGUUUUGGAUCCAGUCUGCCUUUUUUGUGCUUCCAACGCUGGUUUCUCCGACAUCCCCAGAGUCACGCCGCAUCCGUCUGUCGGCACAUCCCUGCUGGACCGGAGGCGGGUGGGACUGCGGUUUAAACAGGAGGGGGUGUAG